ACCAAUUACACUAACGUGCCAAAACCGUUCUAACAAAGUAGCAAAACAUGAAACGUUCCUAUAUAGAUUACUUAAUUGUGGUAUGACAAAAAUGAAGACAAAUGUCCAUAUUUCACGUUCUAUAAAUAACAUUAAAUUGCCAUAUUGCCAGAAUGUAUUUCCUGUAUCUGUAUAGGAAAUACAUUUUGUAUUAACCAUAUUAUGCACACCUGCAACUUUCUUAUACUAUUUUCUUGCUCCCUGUGGACUCUGUCUUCAUUUAUCCAUGUUUUUUUCUCUAUGUGUCUUGGCAGAAUAAACAAUUAAUAAGACUUUCAAUUUGAUAUAUUUUUGAGAUGUUAUGCAUGUAAGAUCAAAGAUUUGGACAGAUUAAGGCUGUAAAUGGGAGAAAUAGUAUCCGAGCCCUCAGGGUAAAGUGUGCAGGCUGCAGCUUGUCAGUCUAGCGCACACCUCCAAGUUCUUCACCAACCUAAAGUUCCUACUUGUACACUCUGCCAAAAAAGCAGCACGCUGAGGAUUCCUCGCUUAGGAGAGGCAGCGCUAAAACUCUCAUUUAAUGUGCUGUCACAAUCAGCAUGGCCUACUCUCACAUCAACAUGACCAACCGCUCCAACUCCAGCUCUUUCUGUCGAUUUAACGAAGACUUUAAAUUCAUUCUCCUUCCCGUCAGCUAUGCCCUGGUUUUCGUCAUUGGUCUGGCGUUGAACGCCACAGCUCUUUUUGUGAUGGUGUUCCGUACAAAGCGAUGGAAGCCUUCCACCAUUUACAUGUUCAACCUGACGAUGUGUGACACACUCUACAUCUUCACUCUUCCCUUCCUCAUCUUCUACUAUGCCGACGAGAACGACUGGCCCUUCAGUGAGCCGAUCUGCAAGCUGAUACGCUUCCUGUUUUAUGCCAACUUGUAUGGUUCUAUUCUAUUCCUCUGCUGCAUCAGUCUCCAUCGGUUUCUUGGUAUCUGCCAUCCGGUCCGCUCGCUCAGCUGGGUCAGUGCUCGUCGGGCCAGGCUGGUGUCUGUAGCAGUGUGGGCAUGUGUUUUAUUCUGCCAGGCUCCAAUUCUCUACUUUUCAAGAACAAGGGCUGUAAAGACAGAGCGAAUCUGCUAUGACACCACCAGUCCAGAGCUUUUUGAUGACUUCCUGGUGUACAGCUCAGUCGUGUCAGUGAUCAUGUUUGCCUUGCCCUUCAUGGUGGUGAUGGUUUGCUACGGCCUCAUGGUUCGGAAGCUUCUGGAGCCCGGCUGGGGGUCUAAUGAGAGAGGUGAAGGUGAAGGAGGUGGUCUGAAGGCACAACAGUCAAAGCAGAAGUCUGUGAAGAUGAUCAUUAUUGUGCUGGCGGCGUUCAUGCUGUGCUUCCUUCCUUUUCACCUGACCAGAAGUCUUUACUAUUCAUUUAGAUACCUGAGACAAGUGAAUCCAUCACAGAUCAGCUGCAGUUUGCUGGAGGCUGCCAGUGUGGCCUACAAGGUGACGCGACCGUUAGCCAGCGCCAACAGCUGCGUGGACCCCAUCCUUUACUUCCUGGCGGGACGGGACGCUCGCAGCACUCUCACCAAGAAGGGCAAACUGUCCUCACAGAAACCGACCACGUGCCAUUUUCGGACCACAAAACUCUGAUCCCCUGUCUAAGACUUGAGUGGAUUCAUUCUUAUGCAGCUUUUUAAAGCAGCUCAGAUAUUUGGAGCAUCUUCGUGGAGCCUGGCAUUUGUCUGAUCUUUUGUAAGUUGCUUCCUGACAGAGAACAUCAUUUAUAAGAUAUUUGAUCUCUACCUCUAUCCACAUUCCAUAUCCACACAGCCAGUAACCUGUCUUGCCUGUUCCAACUGGAAGGACAUAAAGCCUCCUUAUACAAGUCUUGCUAGUGAAGUAAUAAUGUCUGUUUAUAGCCGAAAUAAGAAUAAAUUAUUAAAUUACUAAUUUAAUUCACAAAGCUUUGAUUUGUUAGAAAUGUCAGUAGGACUUACAGUAAAAAUAAUGUUUUCAAUAUGAAGAUACAAUUCCAAACUAGCAAGUGCUUUUGUCACUGUACUAAUUGAAUAUCUUUGACUAUUUCUGCUUAUUUGCUCAAUAUCCCAAUUGAUUUGCAUAUAUGUAAAUAGUCAAUACUUUCAUUUAUUUUUGUUAGCUCCAAAGGAAAUCUCUAAUAAGCAACCUAAAGUACCACCAAUGGUACCAAGGUUUGACAAUCAUGAGUCAAGUCCUUGUAAUGUGUAGAGAUCAGCAGUAGGGGGUGGUAGUUAUGAAGGAAUAUUGGUUCUUCAAGCUCCUGUUCCUCUCACACACUCUAACAACAAACAUAUCUCACAUGCACACAUGUCAAACAACAUUAGGCUAUGGAUCAUCAACAAUGAAACAGUUUAAAAUACAGCUCUUCUUUAUUUCAUGAGUAAAAACAGCAUACAGAAAUAGAUGUGAUAUAGUAAAAUGAAGCAUGAUAUAAAUAAAUACCAAAAGUCUGAUGAGAUGUUUUUCUUCCUUCCUGCCUAGUUUGAAAACAUUUAAUGCUGACAACAGCAAAGCAAUAAAAUCAGAUGAAAACAUAUGAUCAUCAGCUUGGGAUAAUAAAUGCCCUCUCCUCUACAUAUGUUGUGUUACUUUUAACAGCAUAAUAUGAGCAUAAUAAAGUAAUUAAAUCUGAUAAUAGCACAAUCUUGGAAACCUAUGAGAAUGUAAACUAAAGCCUGUUUAGGGGUCCGGACUACCUGCAAUUUGUUAGUUUAUUAAGGAACUAAAAUGUGAGCUUGUGUAGCUCAGGAUGAAAGAAAAAAACACUGAUAUGUUUAACCAUAGAUUAAGGGUAGAAAACCGUUUCAGACAGCAGUUCAGCUUAUAUGAAUGACAGAAUCCUGUCACUGGUGCAGUGCAGCUGUUCACCCCUGAAUGACCUCAUACGUACUAGGUGUUAGAGUAUAAAAUCAAAAUAAAGAGUUUACUUGUG
Xiphophorus maculatus (southern platyfish) is the source of this 2937-nucleotide messenger RNA. RefSeq names its product purinergic receptor P2Y2 (gene p2ry2.1). Gene Ontology annotation, molecular function: G protein-coupled UTP receptor activity; A1 adenosine receptor binding. The record is from RefSeq and is a predicted model, not a curated record. Lineage: Eukaryota; Metazoa; Chordata; Actinopteri; Cyprinodontiformes; Poeciliidae. The transcript is spliced from 5 exons. The coding region runs from base 576 to 1616 and encodes 346 amino acids. Gene Ontology annotation, cellular component: plasma membrane. Gene Ontology annotation, biological process: G protein-coupled receptor signaling pathway.